Talaromyces marneffei is the source of this 1056-nucleotide messenger RNA. RefSeq lists its product as uncharacterized. Gene Ontology annotation, cellular component: plasma membrane; eisosome filament. Gene Ontology annotation, biological process: endocytosis; negative regulation of protein kinase activity; eisosome assembly. The record is from RefSeq and is a predicted model, not a curated record. Gene Ontology annotation, molecular function: lipid binding. The transcript has 4 exons. Bases 1 to 1056 code for a protein of 351 amino acids. NCBI's taxonomy places the organism in Eukaryota, Fungi, Ascomycota, Eurotiomycetes, Eurotiales, Trichocomaceae.
AUGCAUCGCACCUACUCUAUGCGCCAGUCGCGAGCCCCGACUGCCUCGCAAAUCGAGAACCCUCCCCCACCACCAUCCAGCACCAAGUCAGGCCGAUUGUUUGGUCGCAACAACUUUGGCCAUGCCUUCCGCAAGAACGCCGCAGGUGCCUUUGGCCCUGACCUCGCCAAGAAGCUCUCUCAGCUCGUCAAGAUGGAAAAGAACGUCAUGAGGAGUAUGGAGUUGGUUGGCCGCGAGAGGAUGGAGGUUGCUCAACAACUCUCAAUCUGGGGCGAAGCCGGUGAUGAUGAUGUUUCCGAUGUUACCGACAAACUCGGUGUUUUGAUUUACGAAAUCGGUGAAUUGGAGGAUCAGUUCGUCGACCGAUACGACCAGUACCGUCUUACGAUUAAGAGCAUUCGCAACAUUGAGGCUUCUGUGCAGCCCAGCAGAGACCGCAAGCAGAAGAUCACAGACGAGAUUGCAAAAUUAAAGUACAAGGACCCCAACUCCCCACGCAUCGUCGUCCUCGAGCAGGAAUUGGUCCGCGCCGAAGCCGAGUCUUUGGUCGCCGAAGCCCAGUUAUCCAACAUUACUCGUGAGAAGUUGAAGGCCGCAUUCACCUACCAGUUCGAUGCUCUCCGCGAACACUGCGAGAAGAUUGCCAUUAUUGCCGGAUACGGAAAGCACCUCCUCGAGCUCAUUGAUGACACCCCAGUUACGCCCGGAGAAACGCGCCAGGCAUACGACGGCUAUGAUGCCAGCAAGGCCAUCAUCCAGGACUGCGAGGACGCUCUCACCAACUGGGUCACCUCUGAAGCUGCUGUUCACUCGAACUUGUCGACCCGAUCCCGCACAUUGUCGCAGCGACGCAGGAACAAUAUCAAGCGCGGCGUUGAGGAUGGAGAUGAACUUAAAGACCAGGACUCCUGGGUUGCUGCCCACCAACACGCUGGUUACCAUGAAGAUGAUGUGAGCGAAGACGGUAUUCCAGAGGAUGACGGCAGCAUUGCCCACAGCGGCGCGAAUGGAGAAAUCCGUGGCCGUGCUGAAGAACGCGAGCCUGUCGCUGCUUAA